Messenger RNA from Wasmannia auropunctata (little fire ant), 3893 nucleotides. RefSeq names its product M-phase inducer phosphatase. Gene Ontology annotation, cellular component: nucleus; cytoplasm. The coding region runs from base 662 to 2695 and encodes 677 amino acids. The transcript has 5 exons. Gene Ontology annotation, biological process: positive regulation of G2/MI transition of meiotic cell cycle; protein dephosphorylation; G2/M transition of mitotic cell cycle. Gene Ontology annotation, molecular function: protein tyrosine phosphatase activity. The record is from RefSeq and is a predicted model, not a curated record. Lineage: Eukaryota; Metazoa; Arthropoda; Insecta; Hymenoptera; Formicidae.
UCUCGUCUCUCGUCGUUGGCGGCAGUGAGUGCGGUGCGACUUGUCGCGCGUUUGACAAACGAAUUAGAGACGACUGUCGGGGGAUCCGCCGUGUCUCGGACUGCCGCCCAUACAUACAUUCCGCGCGCAAUAUAUCGUCGCGCCAAAUAACGCCGCGGCGCGCAAUCGCGUUCGUACUGCCGGCGUUAUCUCAUUCACCGGCUCGUCGCGACCGGAGUCCCCCGUCCCGUCGUCGUCGUCGGUUUCGCGCCGAAAGUGAUCGCGCCGCGGCGGCGCCUCGAUGGGAGGGAAACGCCACAAGUGAAUCGGCUCUUGUUGCUCGUCGACGUCAACCGGCGACGAGGAUCGUCUCCCGGUCGGUCCGACCUCUCCGACGACGUGACGAACGCAACGUGUCUCGUCCGUCCGCGUGACGAAUUGGCGCACGCAAGGAAAUCCCACGGCUUACUUCUCGGUUUGGUUAAGGACGUGGCUUUAAAAAGCGGGCUUUAAGGACUGGGCACAACGAAUUUCCAGAAGCCAACGUCGUGCCUGACGUCGAUUCGACGAUCAAAUUCGAGAGAUCGAGCAUCUCAUCUGCAAUCCCCAACUUGACUCGUUGAGAACGAGCUGCCGUCCGCGCAAAGUAAACCAAUCGUCCGCUAACCAAAAUCCGUCGGAGAUGGAUGGAGAAUCUUCUCCCGGGGAAUCCCUCAGCGAGGCGCCGAACGUCGAAUCACCGAUGUCCAACAUCACUAACGAUCUGUCGAGAUCGUCACUGGAUUCCGGCAGCGCGAAAAAGCGUCACUUUUCACGUUUAAAAGGUACCUUCGGCGCUUGUCAUCGCGCGAACGAUCAGAGAAGCGAAGGCUUUUUAUUUCCAAAGGACAAGAGUCAACAAGACGUGGACUUGAAAAAAGCGGAUUAUUACAUAAAUCCACGUGGAUUGCGAGUGUCACCCCAUGGAAAAAAUGAACAGAAUAAAGAGAACAGUGGCGCUGUUAGCAAUUUCUAUCGCCACACACGUCCAGACUCGAACGAUAAACCGGAUUAUUGCAUAAGUCCACGUGGAUGGCGAGAGUCGCCUCAUGGCAAAAAUGAUCAGAAUAAAGAGAACAGCGUUCCUAGCCAUUUAUAUAGUCACACACCACAAAGAGCGCGCAGUAAGAAAGUACGACAACCGUUGGAGGUUUACGAGGAGAACAGCCAGGACAGCGGCCACCCGUCGAGCCCGCUCAGCGAGAAGGCGAAGAAGCGGCGCGAAUUCUACUCCGCGGAGUUCGCGAUGUCGAGGAGGAGUAUACCCAUGGAAUAUUCAAUGUGCUCGCAUCCCGUACUUUCUCCGAUGAACUACCAAUACUCGAAGAGCUCGUCCCUGCUGCGUAGCCUGUCGUCGGGAUACGAGAGCAUGGACGACGGGCUCGUGAGCGAGCUCAACGACAUGGAGACCACGGACGAGGAGGAGAUGCAGCUGCCGAGCGGCAUCUCGAAGCUGCUCUCCGGCGACAUAGUCGCGCCCGAGGGAUCGACGGACUACGACGUCUCGACGACCCCCGACUUCUCCCGGAAUCUGUCGUCGAAAGUCAAGAAAUGGUUGUCGGUGCAGAGCGGCAUGUACAAGCGGAGCAUCAAGACGAUGUCGCCGCCGCUGGCGCGGUCGCCGUCGCUGGCGCGGUCGCCGCCGACGGCGGCGGGGUCACCGUCGCUGGAGAAGCUGCCGCCGCUGUCGAAGAUCCGCACUUGCCUGUUUCGCUCGCCGACGGCGAGCUGCUCGAAGAGGACGGUGAUGAGGACGUACAGCUACGACGAGGCAUCCGCACCCUACUACAGACUCCAAAUGGAGAUCUCGCCGCCGGAUCUCCAUUCCGUCCGAUCUUACAAACGGCCGUCGGAAGAUCUGUUGGAGGACGAGACGUCGAUCCUGAAACGAUCGCGCAAGUCCAACGGCCUGUGCCCGAACACGACGCCCGUGUCGGCGAGACGCACGAGCACCUUGACGCACUCGCAGAUCGCCCUGCAGAGGAGCCUGUCCGAGUCGAGGGCGGGCCUGAGCGAGACGCACACGAACAUCAAGUGGGCGAUCCACCGCAGCGUCACCGACACCGAUCUCAUCGGCGACUUCAGCAAGCCGUGUAUAAUGCCGCUCGUGCCGAGCGGCAUGCACCCGGAUCUGAAGACCAUCUCGCCCGACACGUUGGCGGCCCUCCUACGCGGCGAGUUCGCCGAUCGCGUUGGCUCCUACAACAUCAUCGAUUGCCGUUAUCCGUACGAGUACGAGGCGGGCCACAUCCAGGGGUCGGUGAACAUCUACAACAUAGAUCUCAUCCAGCAGAUCAUGCUCGAUCACCUGGCCGAUACCGUUCCCAAGAUCCAGCUCGACACCGACAGGCGCAACGUACUCGUGUUCCAUUGCGAGUUCUCGUGGGAGCGCGGGCCGAAUCUCUCGAGGACUCUGCGCAGACUGGACCGCGCGUGCAACAAGGAGCACUACCCGGCGCUGUACUAUCCGGAGAUUUAUCUCCUGCUGGGGGGCUACAAGAUGUUUUACAGCGAGCAGAAGGAGUUUUGCUCGCCGCAGGGUUACAAGCCGAUGAAGCACCCGAAUCACGAGGAGGAGUACCGAUUCUUUCGCAGCAAGAGCAAGAGCUGGCAGCCGGAGAAGACCAAAGGGAUCAGCCAGACAGUGCGAACGAAUCUCGAGCGUUUUGCCUUUUAAAGCGAACACAUUCGUCUUUCUUUCUUUCUACAUUUAAUUUCUAAUUUAAGGCUCAAUCUACUCCCGUCGUACUAGUCGCGAAUCGUUAAGACGUUGAACGUCCUCAGAGACGGUCGGGAUAUCAAAUACGCGCGCGCCAUGCGCGUCGCUAAAGUGCAAAUAGCGUAAAGAGACUACUUUAUAAUAAUUUUUCUUUUUAAUACUUUUCGGUCGCUCUUUGCGCUAUAUAAUAUGACUGACUCGAGGAAUUUUUCUACGAGUGUCUUAUAUGAUCUAAAAUGUAGAUGUAAAUGUCAUUUCGAUCGAUAUUUAGAUUCUAAUCGAUCUUAAUACUUAAGCUUAGUAAUUUAGCGGUUUAGUUAUGUACGCCAAGAUCGAUUAGAAUUUAUCUUAGAUUGCAUUUUCGACAUUCGACGAUUUAAGUUGCUAUCGUUGCGGCUUUUCACACAUCCCCACCGAGAUCGAAAUUUGUACAUAGAAAAAAAAUCACAUAACAGAUAGGAUUAUACAUACGCGUCAUUCUGUAAUUAAAGGACAUUUUUUUGUAAUCAAACAAUGCAAUAUAUCCGCGUGCCGACUCGAGAGAGAUACCAGGGUAAAAAGGAUGGGACAUGAUGUCGUGAAUGUACGUUGCAAAUUUCUUUUUUCAUGUCUAUUACACGUCGGGUAACAUCUCAUUGUGUAUAUAGAACAUACGAUUGGGACUUCGACGACUUAAUCACGUCGAUCUCUGUAUCUUUAUUGUCGGUAUUGCUUUGCGAAUUUCUCUAAAGCAAACGCUUACGGUCGACUCUGAAAAUUCCAGAAAGUGUUACCAAUUCGUUGUUGCAAUUUGAUGAAAAAAAGGUAUUAUUAAUAUACACACAAAAAAAAAGUUUAAUCCUCAAGUACUCGCGUCGGAUCAACGCGACUUGACGUUUCUUUCGAUUGUACUUUUUACUUUAAAAAGAAGAAUUGAAGAAUCAGCGCGGUUUGAUGAAAGGAUUUAAAAUUUUUAAGAUCUAGCAUAAAAUCUGCUUUUCUUUCGCUCAAUUUUCUUUUCGGAAAGAAGAAGAAAAAGAGAGGGAGAAAGCUUUUUACCGCGCGUUAAGUACUUAAGGAUUAAUCGAUAACACAAAUUACGUGAAAUUUUUCUAUUGAGCCAAGUGAUGCAAAUACUAUUAUAUGUGCAAAUUUUUUUGUUGUUACAUUGUAAAAA